AUGUCGUCGACCGAAUGGAACGCCGCGGAUCGCGACUCAUCCGGCUGGUCCGCCAACGCGUACAACAGCGCCGCGCACUUCGUCUACAGCGCGAAGAACACGGCGAACGUUCUCGGUCUGCUCUAUGCGAAGCCAGGCGAGCGGAUCGUGGACUUUGGAUGCGGUAGUGGUGAAGUCACGAUCGAGCUCGUCAAGGCUGUCGGGGAGAGCGGUAAGAUCGCUGCAGCGGAUGUUAGCUCGAGCAUGAUCGACAAAGCAUCGAAGAACACCGGUCUUCCCUCUUCGCACCUCAUCGUCGGCGACCUGCAAGACCCCGCGACCAUCGACAAGUUCCCGUCCGAGUUCAUCGGUCACACAGACAAAGUAUUCACAACCGCCACCCUGCACUGGUGCAAACGCGACCCGAAAGCCGUGCUCGAAGGUGCUGCGAAGCUGUUACGGCCUGGAGGGAUCGUAGUCGGCGAGAUGGGUGGCGCGGGGAACAUCGAAACUGUGCGCAUGGCUCUGCAUUCAGCCCUCAAGAACCACAACAUCGACCCCGAACCGCGCGACCCAUGGUUCUUCCCCUCCGACACCGAAUACGCCAAAGUCAUCCAAUCCGCAGGUCUGAAGCCUCUGAGCGUCUCCCUCCACCCGCGCCCGACGCCCGCGCACAGCGUGCCGGACUGGAUACGCACGUUCGCCGGGCACAAUCUGCUGGAGGGCUUGAGCGAGGAGGAUGAGAAGGCUGUUGUCGAGGAGGCGACGCGGGAGGUGCAGAGUAAACUCGUGCAGGACGAGGAGGGCAAGUGGCCGUUGGAUUAUGUGCGCUUGAGGUUUGUCGCUGUCAAGGAAGCAUAA
Molecule: messenger RNA, 840 nt
Organism: Peniophora sp. CBMAI 1063
Lineage: Eukaryota; Fungi; Basidiomycota; Agaricomycetes; Russulales; Peniophoraceae
Source: the annotation of a GenBank genome assembly